Messenger RNA from Filobasidium floriforme, 2277 nucleotides. Its product is annotated as exonuclease V a 5' deoxyribonuclease-domain-containing protein. The record is from RefSeq and is a predicted model, not a curated record. The transcript has 7 exons. NCBI's taxonomy places the organism in Eukaryota, Fungi, Basidiomycota, Tremellomycetes, Filobasidiales, Filobasidiaceae. The coding region runs from base 1 to 2277 and encodes 758 amino acids. Gene Ontology annotation, cellular component: nucleus; mitochondrion. Gene Ontology annotation, molecular function: single-stranded DNA 5'-3' DNA exonuclease activity. Gene Ontology annotation, biological process: interstrand cross-link repair.
AUGACCUCAAUCUCCGAUGACGAAUUCGACGACCUUUACGACUAUGAUGAAUCCCUCGAGGCCGAGAUUCAGAGGCUCGAGAACCAGAUGGCUGCAAGACCGACGACAGUCCGAGAGAAGGAGACGGUGACUGUAGCAUAUGAGACGGAGCGGCAACAGCCAGGCGGCAUCGUCAAGGAUGAAGUUGAUGCCCCUGAACUUGCGUUGUCCCAGAAUUCCGCGUUCGAGGAAGAGCUCGUCGACCAGGUUACCUCGCUGCUACACCCCGAGUCUGUGGAAGAAUCUCAACAGGCCAAUUUCGAACCGGAUAUUAAAAUCAUACCGAUCUCGGUGGAUGAGGACGGGAACUUGCUAGAGGCGGUACAGAUCGCUAGGGACGAUCGAAGCUUGUUCCAGCGCUUCAGGAAACGAGAAUUCUUCAGCGUGUCCGACCUCGUUGGCCCCCUGUGGUGUGAAGUCCAGUACGAUUACCGGCUACGCUCGAAGCCGUACCUCAAGCCGGAAGAUCGACCCGACAUUAUCGUUAGUCGGGAAGGCAAACAGAUACCCCUGAACAAAGUUAAAGCCGGCGACCACGAGAAGAUCAUGAAGCGAGGCGAAGUGGUACACAAGAAGCUGGAGAAAGAGAUCCAUCCUGUCGAAGUGAAAGUGACAACCACAACCAGAGAAGACGUUUGGGGCUUGCGGUUCUUGAAUAUGCUUUCGAGCUUGCAAGCCUUGCUUGACAUCGGGAAGUGUCGAGAGCUACCUGUGGUUGGCUUUGUGUGCGGCUUCAUGGUAGUCGGCGUCAUUGACGAGCUUGUUCUGGAUAAGAUAGCAACACCCGAGGAUGCACGAACCAAUUCUCCGGAAAGAAAGUCCCAACGCCUUUUGACAUCGUUCUUCGCAUCGAACCCUGAAUCCAAGGCUCGUAGGUCGAGCAAGAGGACUCAUCGCUUGCUGGUCUCUGACUCAAAAACAAGAGCGAGCGGGACGUUGCCGCGGUUGGAUACCGCCAGAAGCGGUAUGAUGCAACUCAUGUGCUACAAGGAGAUUCUAGAUGGCAUGCUGGCGGCCUCCAAUGAGCGGCAUAUCCCUGGCAAAUGCUCUCAGGUCGCUGGACUGCCAAUUGAUGGAGAUGCUGCGUCCGGAAGUCAGGCUUGCCCGAUAUCGAUUGACGAGGACUCGCGAGUUGACUCUGAGCAGGCCGGCAGUGAGACAUUACAGCAACCUGCCGAUUCAGAUUCAGCACCCCAGAUCGAUCUAUCGAUCUCAGGAAAUCAACCGUUUGAAGAGUUCUCAUGGAGCCUUUUGUUCCGCCAUCUUCACCUCGACCCAACCGCCAAGCUCUCGGAAGACUUUCUGAUCGAAUCUCGGAGCGUCAUCCACGGGAACGGUCUCGAGCCACGCCUGUUCGAUGGAAAAUGCCUCUGGGACUACGUUGAUUGUUGGGUGGAUCUUGUCAAGCGGCUCGGAUUGGGUCAGGCUGGGGUUGACACGGAGGGUAACUUUGGUCGAAGCGAAGAUCGCCUUGAGCUGGUCUACAGGAACGUUCGGACGACUUCUACAAAGGUCGACCAUAAGCGCAAAUCGAGACGGGUCAAGGGAGAGGAACAACAAACCUCGAGUUCCGUAUUAUCUGACGAGCCAAUGCACAUGGUGGGAUCUACGGCCGACCAGUUGCAAGCGACAGAGGAAGAACGCCUGCUCGCGCUGGCCAUAGAAGAGAGCUUGAAGGAUCUGCCUGCGGAAACAAGUGUCGAUGCGAGCUUCGCGGAAAUCCAGGGACUGCAAGACACUCCGUUACCUUCGAGAGUCGGUUCGGAGCCAAAUCAAGCACAAGCACCUUUACUGGAUCUUUCGGCCAAGAUUCAAGCCGAAGUGGUACAUAACCCUGCCGAUCCUAUGUCGUCGAGCUCCUCCCUGCCAGAGGCCGGCGAGACAGGCAAGGCUGCUCAUGAAUUCGAGACCUCAAAAGGUACCAUCGACCUUGAACGACCGACUACUACACGUUCGACCGAAGCCACGCCCUUGAAACCGGAAAAAAAGAGCAAGCGAAAGCGACCCAAAGACGGCAGCAUCAUUGGAUCGCACGUCUUCACUCACGAUCGGGUCUUGCUCGCCAAGAGCCUCGAAAGCGUCCUGCGCUUUUGGAUGGGCGUCAGGCAGCCCGAAGGGGUAGGGAUCGAGAACGUCAGUCGGUGUGGGUGGUGCGAGUUUGAAGAGGGUUGCGAGUGGAGGGACAUGAAGGCCAAGCAGGCUGCGGCCAAGAACAGAGCGCAGAUGAAGAGAGAAUGA